AUGCAGCCAUUUAAAUAUAUACUAUCCAAUAAUGGCACUGUCACAGGUGUGCACUCAAUUCCACCGAAAUCAGUAAGGUCCAUUGAGCACUGUCCUUUGAUUGUUGGUCUCCAUGGUGGUACCUACGACAGUCAAUACUUUGAUGCUACUCCUAAAGUCUCUGCGUCUUUGGCGAGUGUUGCUUUUGGAGUUCCGUUUAUAGCUAUAGAUCGACCUUCCUAUGGUGGUACAAGUUCUAUACUACCCAUACCAGACCAAUCUGAUUUUCCUCAAGAGACCGGCCGCUGGCUGCAUCAUUACAUUCUUCCGAAACUCUGGACUGAGGUCGGAGUACCAAACGGAUGCAAUUGUAUAGUCCUCCUAGGUCAUAGUCUAGGAGUAAUGGGAGCUAUUGUAGCAUGUGCCCUUCAUACACAAGACAAUAUUCCGUUAUAUCCACUAGGAGGUCUGAUAGCAAGCGGCAUGGGAAACACAUCAUCGUUGAAGACAGAUAUGCCUUCCUUUGUUCCUAUUGACUCUAGCCACGUAAUGUUUCCCGUCGACGCCAAGGAUAAGAUUAUGUUCAAACAUGGGACAGUUAGUUCUGAGGUUCUGGAGGAGAGCAAACGUCUCAAUGCCAUAUCACCUCUUACAGAGAUAGCUGGAUUCGCCAUUGAUUGGCUUCCAAGAUGGAAACAAAAGUGGGCAGCAGAUGUAUCAGCACCAGUCAUGUUUUCUCUCGUAGAUGAAGAUCCUUUUUUUGAUGUCAAUGAGGAAGAAAUUAAUAUUUGCGCAAAAGCAUUUAAAAAUAGUGCAGUAGUCGACGUCAGCUUGGUAAAAGGUGCCCCUCAUUCAUACUCGAGGCAAAAGAAUGUCAUGGAUGAUUAA
This is a messenger RNA of Wallemia mellicola CBS 633.66, 867 nucleotides long. RefSeq lists its product as hypothetical. The transcript has 2 exons. The record is from RefSeq and is a predicted model, not a curated record. Bases 1 to 867 code for a protein of 288 amino acids. Lineage: Eukaryota; Fungi; Basidiomycota; Wallemiomycetes; Wallemiales; Wallemiaceae.